This is a messenger RNA of Dendrobium catenatum, 1454 nucleotides long. Its product is annotated as acyl-protein thioesterase 2. The transcript is spliced from 11 exons. The record is from RefSeq and is a predicted model, not a curated record. The coding region runs from base 388 to 1155 and encodes 255 amino acids. NCBI's taxonomy places the organism in Eukaryota, Viridiplantae, Streptophyta, Magnoliopsida, Asparagales, Orchidaceae. Gene Ontology annotation, molecular function: hydrolase activity.
CCUGGACGCAUCAUCACACCACCGCACAAUUUAACUGCGAUAUUGGAAGAGUUCCGCAGAACAAGAAGAAAAUUUUAUUGAAUGCUCUAAAAGAAAGAAAGCAAAUAAUUCACCUUUUUCUCCCCUUACAGUCCGAUUCCAGGCAAUCAUUCCUGUUCAGAAAAUGAAAGAAAAAAAAUGAGUCUGCUUUCUUCCCAUCUGCAAGCAUUUCAAUCUUGUCUGAAUGGCGCAUGUACUAUUGUCUGUGUUGUGCUUGUAGAUUGUGUUUUUUGAACGAAUGAUAAAGAUUGGGAAAUUUUCUCCAAACCUUACCUUGCUCGUUAGGUUGUGCCCUUCUCUUACCCUAGUUCCCGACACUGGGAGCGUUGCGCUCUUAGUGCUGUCAAUAUGAGUCAUAAAAGCAGUUCUGUUGUAUCUGGUUCCAAGGCCGGUGGCGGGGCUGUUGAGUUUGGGAGAACUCAUGUGGUCAGGCCAAAGGGAAAGCAUCAAGCCACAAUUGUUUGGCUUCAUGGUCUAGGGGAUAAUGGUGCGAGCUGGUCCCAGAUCUUGGAAACCCUUCCUUUACCAAAUAUAAAAUGGAUAUGUCCAACUGCCCCUGUUAGACCUGUAUCAAUUUUUGGUGGAUUUCCUUCAACUGCAUGGUUUGAUGUGGGGGAUUUGUCAGAGGAUGGCCCAGAUGAUGUUGAGGGCAUUGAUUCUUCAGCUGCUCAUGUAGCAAAACUUCUGUCAACUGAACCCACAAAUAUUAAACUUGGUGUUGGUGGCUUUAGCAUGGGUGCUGCAACUGCUUUGUACUCCGCAACUUGCAGUGCUCAUGGAAGAUAUGGUAAUGGAAAUCCAUAUGCGGUGAUUCUAAGUGCAGUGGUUGGAUUAAGUGGUUGGCUUCCAUGUUCCAAAAGCUUGAAGAACAAGUUAGAAGGAUUAGAAGAAGCUGUGAGACGUGCUGCCUCAUUGCCUAUAUUUCUUUGCCAUGGAAAAGGGGAUGAUGUAGUGCUUUACAAGCAUGGAGAGAGAUCCGCUGAAGCUCUCAGGUCAAAUGGAUUUCAGAAUCUAACUUUCAAAAGCUACGACAGGCUUGCCCACUACACUAUCCCUGAGGAGAUGAACGAUGUUUGCGAUUGGCUUAAAGCAAGUUUGGAGCUUGAGGGCGUGUAAUUCGCAAAUCAAUAUUGUGGUGAUUUACCAAUAAUCUUUGGCUAUGAUGUUGUGGCAACAGACUAGCUGGAGCUAUAUUUAUGAUCAUUUCAUUUGCGUUCGAAUAUGAGCAGUCAUUUAUCGAGGGAACUGUCUUACCUAUCUGGAAAAGUUGGUGGUUUUGUUGUGUUGAAGCACUUGUGGUCAGUAUUAUACAGCUUUAAUUAUGAUGCUAUUUGAACUGUUUUGUGAAGGUUUUUAAUUUUUUUAUUUGUUUGAUAUGUUUCUAAAAUAAAAUUGUUUGAUAUGAUGCCAUGAAA